UCUUCUUUGUGCCCGGUCGUGCUCUUUGCAUUUCCUUUUCGCGGCCCUCGCAGAAAUUUUAUGCGUGGCGGCGUAGGUAUACGAGGAAUGUUUCGGAAUCGUGAACUGAGAACCGGUUCAGAUUUUUACACCGAACCAAGGUUCCUGACUAAAUAGAUUGGACUGAUUCCGCGUCUCGGAACCGAAUGUUUUUUUUUCAUUUCCGCAUCGAUAACGCUGCAACUGAACUACGCAACACGACUUUUGCGCGAUCGGGUGCACGUAACACUUCGGAGAAGACUCCGCAGUCAUUGCCUAACUUACGAAUCAUUUUUGAACCGCAAGUGUAGUGGUUGAAUUUUGAUCCAAUCAAUUAUUUCUAAUGGAAACAUCGUAUUGCAGUUUUGUGUUGUGCAGUUGAAAUUGUUGUAGCCGUGACACUGAACACUCGUAGAGUUUUUGAGUGACGAAUAAUGGAUCGUUCGCGUGAAAAGAAGUGUUACCUUUGUCAGAAGGUUUGUACGUACUUGGUUCUGUACGCACAAAGAGUGAAGUGUUGUUUUAUUUACUAAAUUUUCCAGUAAAUAUUUCAAAUUAACUGUUUCUAUCAGUGUAUGGUAAUAAUAUCAUGUACCAGUGUCACUUUAAGUAUGCCACUCGCUUGUAUUUUAAGAUUUUCCAGUCCUCACUGUCUGGUAUAGGUAAAAGAUUCUGCAUAGAUAUCUGGCGCCUGGUUUUAUUUAUUUAUUGUUUACUUCUUUUUAGACAUACGAUCCGAUGUAAUGUCCCAUUAAGGCUAAACUCGCGCAAGCGGUUUGCGAGAAAAUGUCACAGUGGCUACUUUUGGAGUAACAGAGAAUAAAGGCUCUUUUUUGUUUCACAGAAAGAACGAUGAAGGGGAGAUGAAAAAUAAGUGCACCAUACAGCUUGCACUUACUCACUUACGGCUUAGUACAUUAUAUGUAGACGAAGAGGAUUUGAAAGCAGGUGAAGAACAAUUAGAGAAAUGUAUAGACUUAUUAAAGGACAAAGAAAUGGAAACAGAUGCAAUUACUCCAUUGAUCACAGCUCUUAAUCAGCAAGGUUUUAUUUUGUCUCAAUGGAAACAACCUCUGAAAGCUAAAGUUGUUUUACAUAGGGCAGAACAGAUCUUUCAAAACUAUACGAAGGAUAAUAAGGAAUAUAAGAUUCCUAGGGCAGAUUUUAAUACUAUUCAAGAAGUCCAUGAUGAAGUGGUCCUUAAAGAAGUAUUUGAAAAACUUCAUACAAUGACAUUAUUUUACCUAGCUCAAAUUUAUACUUCUCUGCAGGAUCAUUAUAUGUCUGCAAUAUAUUGUCACAUGACUUUGCGCAGGCAAUUAUAUCACAAUGAAGUUAUGCAUGACCUAGAUCACAUCGACUGGGCUUUGAAUGCAGCAACACUUUCUCAAUAUUUUUUGGAAAUUGAGGGUUUCACUCAAGCAAGGUAUCAUUUAGGUGCUGCAUCCUAUAUAUUACAAGUAUAUGAAGAUAAGUUAAAAAAGAAAACUGAAGUUAAUGGGCAAACUGAAGCAGUUGCUGCUGACUGGGAAAACUUUAAAGACAAAAGUGCAGAUGUUGCUCGGUGUUGGGCAAAAUAUGGUCUCAUACUUUUAAUUUCAUCUAAAGAAAGACUCCUUGAACUAAGCGAAGAAGACGAGGAGAAUGACCAAGCAAAUAAAAAAGAAAAUUCAAAGCCCAAACUAAAAGAAGACUUAAAAUUUGAAGUUCUAGAAGGAAAAAUAGAACCAAUUAUAAAUCAGAUCACGGAUAAAUAUUUGUUGGAUUUUGAUGAUGCUAGACGAGUAUUUUUAAAUGUUCAAAAAUGGUUGGAUCAAGCUAUGUCCUAUUACACUUUUGAUGAUCAUGCUUCUGAUUAUGUACAUAUUGUGCAAGAUUUGUCACAAGCAUACAAUUACUUAUCCUUCUAUGAGGAGAGUGAAGACAGAAAGGCAAAGAUGCACAAGAGAAGAGUGGACAUCUUAGAAAACGUUGAGAAAGAACUGAAUCCUCAGUUUUACAAAGCUGCUUGCAGACAAAUCUGGUUUGAAUUGGGAGAAACAUAUUCAGGCAUACUUCAAAUAAAAUUUGAUCGUCUUAAUACUACAAACAAGAAUCCACAAGCAGUAAUGAAAAUAAAUAAUUUGGCUCAAAAUUCCAUAAAAUAUUUUCAAAAGUUUAUUGAUUCUUUAGAAACUAAUUCAUCAGAUCCUGAAAAUCCAAAAUAUUCUGAUGAUGUAUUACGACCAGCUUUAUUUUCCUACUUCCAAAUUGGCAGAAUGUACAGUAAAAUGAUCCCUCCUGAUUUUGUAGAUAAUAUAGCAAAUAGUAUUAAGGCAUAUAAAUUUGUAGUUGAUUACUGUGACAAAUACCCUGCUGCAGCAGAAGUCAUGAAGUUUGAAUUGAAUCAUUGUAAAGAAUUAGUAUCUUUAUUGACGAUACUAUACGAAAACAAAAAAAAAAUAAAGAAUUGUUAAAGUUGUAUUACAUUGUUAUGAUAUGUUGUCACGUGUAUUUAAUAUUCUUUAUGUCAAUUUUUAACUCUAGAACUACUGUACCAGUUAAAAUAACUGGUUUCGAUUUCCUUGUUCCGCAAUUAUUGAUAUCUUCAAAGCAUUGAAUAUUUGAAAUGAUUUUGAAAA
This is a messenger RNA of Nomia melanderi (Alkali bee), 2639 nucleotides long. The record is from RefSeq and is a predicted model, not a curated record. Lineage: Eukaryota; Metazoa; Arthropoda; Insecta; Hymenoptera; Halictidae.